CAAGGGUUAAGUUGAGUGUCUGCAGUGCCAGCCCUAGAGAGGCUCAGGAAGCUGGGCCAGAUGGGGGAUGAAUUAGCCAAAGGACACCUUCCUGCUCCUCCUCUUCCCGGGAUCAAAACUUGGGAUUUGAAUUUUAAUAAGGGAGGGAUUUGCUUCUGCAAGGCUGCGGGGCUUUGUGCAGCAGAAGCACGGCAGAUACGGAGUCGGAGCAACUUGAGAAACUGCAAGUCGCUUCUGGUGUGAGUGGAUUGGCCAUCUGCAAGGAUGUUGACCAGGGGAUGCCCAGAUAUUUUACCAUCCUGUGGGAGGCUUAUCUCAUGUCCCUGCAUGAGAAGCUGAAGCUGACAGAUAUUUUCAUUCCACUGUGCUUUUGGCCCUUGGGUGCAACCUCCUUUGUACCUCUUUGCCAAAUGGUGUGGGAUUGAGAAAGAGAUGUGAGGAAGCAACAUCUAGUUUGAAACACCACUAAAAAUGCCACUUGGAACAAAAAAAAAUCCAUGGAUUGGAACUGUAUCAGCUCCAUAUUCAAGUGCUUUGCCCUAAUAAACUGGAACUUGUGGGCUACUGAGACGUCCUUUUUAUUCCGUCUACAGAGUGAGGACUGUGAAGAUGUGUGACGUGUGCCUCAAGGCCAAAAUUAGAUUCUUUUAACCUAUUUUAGGGUGCAAAAUCAUGGAUUUUUAGAGAGUAAAGGCGAAUAUUUUGAUUGGGACAGAACCACCCUAAAGAAGACAAGAAGGCAAACGUAGUUUUCUCAUGAGUGUGGAGUGUAACAACGUGUGGAAAGUGUAACAUCUUGUGGAAAUGGCAGGACAAGUUCAAACAGCAUCAGAGUCAGGAUCUGAGGAAUCACGGAGAGAUGGUUUCUCAGUCCAGGAUGGCACCGUUCAGAAUCUGUCUCAAUGGGCAACACUCCGACAAGAAGGGAUACCCCACCACUUGGAGGCCCAGUGGCAAGAAUACAUGAAAACAGUCCAAUAUCCUAUCUCAGGAUGGAGCUCUUCCCAGCUAGCAGACAUGACUUCAUGGGACGAUCUAGCCGCAUUUGACCGUAUGGUUGGUGCCUGCCAGUGGUCGAGAGAAGGGAUGGGCCGCCUGAUGACUACUCUCAGUGUGGAAGCCCAGCAGGCCUUAAGUAACUUAAACGCCAGGGACAAAGGGGAAUACAGGAAAGCCAAAGUCGCUGCCCUCCGAGGCCAUGCAAACGGUGCUGAGACACAGCGCCAGCGCUUCCGCCAGUUCCGUUACCAGGAAGCCGAAGGGCCCCGUGAAGUGUGCAGCUGGUUGCGUGAGCUCUGCCAUCGCUGGUUGGAGCCAGAGAAUCGGACUAAAGAGCAGAUUCUGGAGCUGCUGAUAUUGGAGCAGUUUUUGACAGUUUUGCCCGAGGAAAUCCAAAACAGAGUCCGAGAACGUGGCCCUGAGACCUGUGCCCAGGCGGUAGCCUUGGCAGAGGGAUUCCUUCUGAGGCAGCAAGAGAACCUGCAGAGUGGACCACAGGGUUCUGAUUCACACCAGGAAAUGACCAUAAAUCUCUCUGAAAGUCAGAAAGAUGCCAGACAGAAGCAGCAGGAUAAUGGGAAGGCCAUCUUGACAGGUGCCAAGGUCACAAGCCGAGCCAGCCGGCCACUGCAGCAUCCAGGAGCCAGGGAAGAAAGGGUACGCAUUAAUCCUGGUGUGGCUCUGAGAAAAGAGAAAUCCCAUAUCUGUAUUGACUGUGGGAAAUGCUUUGCGCGGCCCUCUGACUUGGCUAAACAUGAAAACAUCCACACGGGGGCUAAGCCCUUUCGAUGCAUGGAGUGCGGAACCCGAUUCAGUCAGUUGUCCCACUUAACCAGACACCAGAGGAUUCACACAGGGGAAAAACCACACACAUGCACUGAGUGUGGGGCAUCAUUUGCCCAGCGGGCUUCACUGGUUAGUCACCAGAGGGUCCACUCGGGAGAGCAACCCUACCGCUGUUCUCAUUGCCAGCAGUGUUUCAGCCACCAGUCGGCACUGAGAGUGCAUGAACGCAUCCACACAGGUCAGAAGCCCUACAUCUGCUUGGAAUGUGGGAAAAGGUUUGUUUCCUCCUCCACCCUUAAAAUACACAAGCGGAUCCAUACGGGAGAGAAGCCGUUUUCCUGCGCUGAGUGUGGGAAGCGUUUCAUUCAACGCUCUAAUCUGAUCUCACACCAGCGGACACACUCUGGAGAGAAGCCCUUUUGCUGUGGGGUGUGCGGCAGAAGGUUCAGCUACCCUUCAGACCUCACUAGGCACCAGAAAAUCCACACUGGGGAGAAGCCUUUUCCCUGUGAUGAAUGUGAGAGGAGAUUCACAAGGUUCUCAGAUCUUCUCAUACAUCGGAGAAUCCACACUGGAGAGCGGCCAUAUCGGUGUCUUGAUUGUGGCAGAAGGUUCAGGCAGAAGAGUGCUUUGGUGACACACCAGAGAAUCCACACAAAGGAGAAGGUAGCUGAAAAAAGCAAUCCUGGAGCGUCAUUAGAGUUAAAAACAAAUUGUAAACUGAAGGUCAUGAAGACAACAGAAGUUGAGGCAGACAUUCUAGAGAAAGAAGACAAGCAGAAAGAUGCUCCAUGAACCUUGGAGGAACCACACUCACUUUGUCAUCUCAGCUCCUGGCCGAUCACUCCCUAACCAAGAAAAGAUCUCUCUAGAGAAGGUGAAGUAGAUUCAUCUGGUCCACUUGACAUAUCCUAUUCCUUCUCCCACACUGGUGUGCCACAAGAACCUUUUUCCAGGAUAAUUUAGCUCAGGAUGUAAUGUAAGCUGUGAAUAAUUACUCCCUCCUUACCCGCAGGAACUUUGCUGCUUUGGCAGCUACUCAUGCAGUGUUCAGAAAAGAUCUCUUCGAACUGCAGAGACUGGAAAAGCCUGAGAGGACAGCAGAGUUCCUUUGAUCAGGUAGUUGCUUACCCUGUGGGUUAGGCAAACAGAUUGAUUGGCAUGCUGGGUCAAUAUUGGAAUGUAUAACUCCACAGAAAAUGGAACCCCUUUGGGUCGAUUUGUACUAUCAUGUGCCAUCUCACUUUGAUCUCAAUUGCUGGUCUGCAAGGGAGCUUUCCAGGGUACAAAAUGUCUUAUGUCCAGGGGCAGCGUAACAUCUGAUUUGGAGACAGAAAAUAGAUGGCUGUUCCUAUCAAGUCUUAUUUGGGGAAUGUCCUGGGGCAUCUGUUUGGCUCUGUUGUUGGCCAUUACGUAGAAAAAUGUAUGGACCUAAGUUUGAUUUUCAAAUGUCAGUGAGCUUGGAUGGAAAGGUUGCAAAGCCAUGAAGGGGUCUGCACAUUUUUCUGUUAUUUAUAUUGCAGCUUUUAACAUUUGUCUUCUAGGUUACCAAGAUGAAAGUUAAUGCCCAAACCAGUAGGGAUGCCUCUAGUGAGUAUUGUCAAUAGUAAAUUCCUGAGCCAGUGUAAUCUAGUGGAUUUUUAGGAACAGAUUUCCACUUAGUUGUCAUCUCCAAUCAGUAAAAGGGGAGUAGCUGGGGCUGACUCCAAAGGACUGUUGACCAGAAUGGGCUACAUGAAGAUUGUAUGGCAAUUUGUAUAUUGAAAGUGCUGUAUAAGUCAUGAAGAAUGAUUUCUAGAUUCGGGGAAGACAAGUCUAAGCAAACUUCCCCUGGGAAUUGUCAUAGUGUCAGUAUAUCCAGCACAACUGACUUUUGUUAUUGAGUUAACAACACACAUAUCACUAUAAAUUCGGUGGAAUGUACUCCUUGGUAAGUCCAUUUUGGUUUGCACUUGAAAACCAAUUUAUGCAGCAAAGAUGCAAUUUGUGUUGUCGUAGGCUGGAAUCACUGCAUUGUUGUGAGUUUUCUGGGCUGUUGGCCAUGUUCCAGAAGCAUUUUCUCCUGAUGUUUCACCCACAUUUAUGGCAGGCAUCCUCAGAGGUUGAGGGAUCUGAAUGCAAUUGUUCUUGGACUUCUUGAAUUGCCCGUAUAUGUACCUGAUGAGGUAUUUCAGCUUUUCUUUUCAAAUUAUGAACCAAAAAUACUGCUUUGGCCUCCCCCAUUGUUUUGCUUCUACAUACUUAAACUGAAAAAUACGAUGAGUGUAUGCUUAUGCGAGACAAGCUAAACCAUACUCUCCUCAGUCCCCCGCAAUACCCUCACACCAUUUCUACCUUUCAGUUACCACAGUUGUCCUUCUUUCUUUUCUUUUUCCAUGAUAUGAUAUUUUUCUCUUUCUGAUACUUUCUUUUAUUACCAAUCUGAUCCCUAACAUGUUCAUUUUUCAUGGAGGAAGAGAAGAUUCAAAACAGAGGGCAUUCAAUGGAACCACAAAAGCUACUAGUCAUAUCUGUGUAACAGCAGGUGAUAUCUUUUCAACCUUCUAGAGUUGCCAGAGUGAAACCUGGGAACAGUUUGUGGAUCUGAAUGGCUGUGCAGAAGAGGGAAUUUCAGCAGAUAUUGAUACAGUAAAAAAGCAACACCUGCUGAAAUGUCCUCUUCUGCACUACUAUUAACAGUUCGGACAGAGUUCUCUAUGGUUUUCACUCGAGCAGCCCUAAACAUUUCCAGCAUGGAUUGGAAGGUCUGUAAAAGGACCAUUUCGUUGACUCCUACAAUAUAAAAAACCUCAGAUACCUGACAAGGUGGCCAUCCAAUCUCUGUUUUAGAAACCUGCAGUAAAAAAAAGAGUUCACUGCUUUCCAAAAUACCCGAUUCCAUAGGUGUGUAGUAUACAUCUAUAGGAGUUAUUGGAUUGGUAAAACUCAAGAACAGACUAGUUGAAGUUGUUGCUUGGUGACAUUUGGGCCAAUUUUCAGCUGUGAAAUGUUGAAAGAUAAGCCUACAUACCGCUCAAUAAUAAAUUAUGUUGAAUUCUGAGGGGCUUGCCCCAAGGUAAGUGGAUAGUCAAUUGUAACUAUGGGAUAGAGGUAGGCCAUAAUACUGAUCAACACUGUCCUUUCCAGAAAGCUGUGGGUAUCAGAAGGAUAUUCAGUUUAGAUGUUCUACCAUGUACACCGGUUUCAUGAGUUUCCCUCAUAGUGUUUCUUGGAUGGGUAGCAAGAGGCACUUUAAUAUGAAUGUUCCCACAGUUGGUUUGUCAGUCCUGACUCCUGUGUAGAAUUUGUAAUUUAAAAAAUAAGUAUUUGAAAAGUGACUUAGAAUAUUAGAAGAAAAUCUACCAAACCAGGACCUUGUGUAUCUCCCCCCAGCACGCACUGCUCUAACACUCAUGUACCUCUGCCAAAACUGCACAUGUCUACUGCAAUAAUGUAUGCUGUACAAAUAUUAUGGAGUGUUGUGUAUGAGUUGGAUAUGUUAUACCAUCAUUGCUGCUCAGUAUUUCAGAAACAAACAACUACCUGUGCUUUAUAUUAAGAAUUAUUUGGAGCCAUCGCGCUUUUAAAAUCUUGGACAUGCCAUUUGAACCUCUGACUUAAAUUAAAUGUUGGCAGUUUUUUUUACUUGUUUUGUAAAAUAAAAAUACAUUAGUGUCUA
Messenger RNA from Anolis carolinensis (green anole), 5443 nucleotides. RefSeq names its product zinc finger and SCAN domain-containing protein 31. Bases 805 to 2580 code for a protein of 591 amino acids. The record is from RefSeq and is a predicted model, not a curated record. The transcript has 6 exons. Lineage: Eukaryota; Metazoa; Chordata; Lepidosauria; Squamata; Anolidae.